AUCCCAAGAAAACAAAAGCUAUCUCUUUGAAUAAGAGGCGAUGAGGACGAAUUGCUACUCCACUUGGCCAGUAUAAAGCCGGCCGUCCGUCGCACGCACCUCCUGGUGUGCGACCACAAGACAAUACCGCGUGGACAGGUAUUCUGGAGAGCGACGACACAUGUCUUCGACAAUGGUGCGGGUGCCGGAGGUGGCGCUGAGGCAUGGCAGCGGGAGGCCCAUGCCGGCGAUCGGCAUGGGGACGGCCAAUUUCCCGGUCGUGCCGGAGACUAUCCGAGACGCGGUGCUCGCGGCCGUGGAGCUCGGCUACCGCCACUUCGACACGGCCUCCAUGUACGGGACGGAGCCACCGCUAGGCGACGCUGUGGCGGAGGCUCUGCGGCUUGGGCUGGUGGCAUCCCGGGAGGAGGUGUUCGUCACCACCAAGCUGUGGUGCACGCAGUGCCAACCGGACCUGGUGCUCCCGUCCCUCCGGCAAAGCCUAGAGAACCUGCACUUGGAGUACGUGGACCUGUACCUGAUCCACUGGCCGGUGAGCCUAAAGCCCGGGCCAGCGGUGUUCCCGGCGAAGCGGGAGGACGCCGUGCCGUUCGACUUCGAGGGCGUGUGGCGGGAGAUGGAGGAGUGCCACCGGCUGGGGAUCGCCAAGGCCAUCGGCGUCAGCAACUUUACCACCGGCCACCUCGAGAAGAUCCUGGCGACCGCCACUGUUCCACCUGCAGUCAACCAGGUGGAGAUGAACCCGGUGUGGCAGCAGAGGAAGCUGAGGGAGUACUGUGCAGAGAAGGGCAUCCACGUCACAGCCUACUCGCCCUUGGGCGGGCAGAACUGGUCUGGGGAAGGCAACGCCGUGCUGGAUUCCGAGGUGCUCGCGGAGAUCGCCAAGGCUAGAGGGAAGAGCUUAGCACAGGUAGCGUUGAGGUGGAUUUACGAGCAAGGAGUGACCCCAAUCGUCAAGAGCUUCAACAAGGACAGGCUCAAACAAAACCUUGAGAUAUUCGACUGGGAGCUGACCGACGACGACCUGCUCAAGAUCAGCCAAAUUCCACAGAAGAUGGUCACAGCCGCUGGAUUGUUCUCGUGUGAAGGCGAGUUUACGUCGGCUGACCUUGCUGACAUGGAAAUUGUCGAGGAAUAGGCAUUAUAUGUAAGAACGCAUGCGUUACAGUAAACUUGUAUACAGUAGCUUAUAACAUAAAAUGGAAAUAAACAAAACCGUCCAGUCCAGUGUUAUGCUGCGGCCAGACACUUUUUAAUCA
Messenger RNA from Lolium perenne, 1259 nucleotides. RefSeq names its product deoxymugineic acid synthase 1-D-like. NCBI's taxonomy places the organism in Eukaryota, Viridiplantae, Streptophyta, Magnoliopsida, Poales, Poaceae. Gene Ontology annotation, molecular function: oxidoreductase activity, acting on the CH-OH group of donors, NAD or NADP as acceptor. The record is from RefSeq and is a predicted model, not a curated record.